AUGGCACUCGCUCUCCUAACCACGGCCAGGCGACUGAGAAGGUACUUCCAGUCUCAUAGCAUCGUUGUCCGCACAGAUCAACCGAUCAGGCAAGUCCUCCAUAAACCGGAUCUAGCCGGUCGAAUGGUGGGUUGGUCGAUCGAACUUUCCGAGCAUGACAUUCGAUAUGAGCCCAGACGGGCGAUCAAGGCGCAAGUCCUAGCAGAUUUCCUGGUGGAACUCACGAGCGAAGAAGACCCACCGGCGGAAAUCUCCUGGGUCGUCCACGUGGAUGGCUCGAGCAACAAAGAGGGGGGCGGCGCCGGGAUCGUCCUACAAAGCAACUCAGGGAUGAUCGUAGAACAGUCGCUACGCUUUAAUUUCCCGGCCACUAACAACCAAGCUGAGUAUGAAGCUUGCAUCGCCGGUCUGGUGACAACGAGGGAUCUGGGGGCGCAGGACAUACUUGUCUGCUGCGACUCCUUACAAGUGGUCUCACAGGCUAACGGAGAAGCGCAGGCUAAGGACCCAAUUCUGGAGCAAUACCUCUCCCACCUGAAGCGGCUGGCCGCCACCUUCCGUAAGGUAGAGUUCCGCCACGUCCCAAGAGCUGAAAACGACCGAGUAGACACCCUAGCGAAGCUGGCUAGCACCGAGAAGCCCGGGCUGAACAGGACAGUCAUUCAGGGCACACUGGCCCUCCCGUACGUCGCAGGCCCCGACUGUCCUACUGGAGUCCAUACCUUGAGCAUUGGCACAGACGACGAUUGGAGGACCCCUAUUGUUAAGAACCUCACAACGGGCUGGCUACCACCCGACAAGUCGGAAGCCAAAAAGCUGACUAGAGGCGUUUCCUGGUACACCAUGGUGAACGAAGACCUCUUUAAGAGAGGAUUUUCCACUCCUCUCCUUAAGUGCUUAUCAAAGGAACGUGCAGAGUAUGUGCUCGCCGAAAUCCAUGAGGGCAGCUGUGGCCACCACCCCGGCGGGCGUUCUCUGGCAAGAAAGGUCCUCCGGGCCGGCUACUACUGGCCCACCCUGGAGAAAGACGCUGCUGACCACGUUAAGCGAUGUGACCCAUGCCAGAAACAUGCCGACCACCGCUUAGCCCCGCCGGAACGACUCUCGACUAUGGUCUCCCCUUGGCCUUUCCACCAAUGGGGAAUGGACCUCUUGGGACCCUUUACAACCGUGCCAGGACAGCUGAAACACCUGGUCGUCGCGGUAGACUACUUCACCAAGUGGAUUGAAGCAGAACCCCUUGCAACUAUCGCUUCGGCCCGCAUAUAG
Molecule: messenger RNA, 1269 nt
Organism: Lotus japonicus
Lineage: Eukaryota; Viridiplantae; Streptophyta; Magnoliopsida; Fabales; Fabaceae
Exons: 1
Coding region: 1-1269 (422 amino acids)
Biological process (GO): DNA integration
Molecular function (GO): nucleic acid binding; RNA-DNA hybrid ribonuclease activity
Source: RefSeq, a predicted model, not a curated record